AUGACUUUAUUCAGUAUUCUACCAAAGCAACUCCUGAACAGGUGCCUUCAGAUUAGAGCUGCAUCAUCUUAUGCAUCGUUAUUGAAAAAGAAGACCAAAAGAGGCACCACAGAUAAAACUUCCAGAGACCAGAUUCUCCAUCUCGAUAUCACCAACUUUCUACGGGAGCAAACAAAAACUCUCGACCAUGUUAAGAUCCCCGAAGAUUUGAUCUUCAAGUUCUUAUUCGCCAAAAAGUCAGAACAAGUGGACGUACAAGAAGUUCACAUCUUAGCGUUAACUAGUGAAGGCGAAGGUCUUGCGCUCAUACCAAGAAGUUCUUACUACGGAGAGUCAACAUCCGCUCUAUAUACUGUUGUUAAGGUUCCAAAGACUACGGUUGGGGAUGUUGUCACCAUAAGACUCCGAAGACACCACGAAUUUUAUGCAGAGGCUGACUUGACCAAUGUAACCGGAAAGCGAGGCAAAAAUGCCAAAAGAAAUGACAGACUUGUGGUUUGCCAGCAUUUUAAUGAAUGUAAUGGAUGUCAAAUCCAGAUGAUUUCCUAUGAAGAUCAGCUUAAAUUCAAAGCUGAUGUUAUUCAAAGGGCAUAUAGAUAUUUUCACCCAGAGCUCAAAUUAGAAGAGUUGCACGAUUUUGGGUUUGUUGUCCCUUCUCCAUUACAGUAUUCCUACCGGACGAAACUAACACCGCAUGCCAAAGUCCCGAGAUCGCUUGCAAAGACAGAUCUUCCAUUAGCCGUGGGAUUUGAUAGCAUCAGAAAAAUCUCCCCUUUAGUGGACAUUCAAAAUUGUCCUAUCGCUGCUCCUUCUAUCAACAAGACUAUUCCGUAUUUAAAGGAGCGGUUCCAGAAAACGUUAGAAGAAUGUUUGGAAACGGGCUCUAAAAAGAAAAUCGACUCAAAUUUUUUACUCCGUGAUAGCAUGCAGAUUGAUGGAGAAACUGGAAGCCAUGAAUACGUUUGUCUCACUCGGCGUAACAACGUCAUCACUGAAAAGAUUGGAGAGUUUCUUUUCCAGUUUGAAGCCAAUGAAUUUUUCCAAAACAAUAGAUCCAUUCUUCCGACUUUUUUAGAAUUCAUCAAGUUUCACCUUCUGCAAAUUCCUGGUGGGUACACCCAUUUAAUUGAUGCUUAUUGUGGAUCAGGAUUUUUGGGAAUAUCGCUCUCGGACACUUUACCACAAGAUGGUAAAGUUUUCGGUAUCGAAAUUUCAAAAAAAUCCAUAGCGUAUGCAAAACAUAACGCUGGCAUUAAUGGUUUGGAUAGAAUUAACAAAGUACAGUUUGUCCACGGAAAUUCAGACUCCAUGUUCACUGAUGAACAGUUUUUGCGCUCUGGAGUAAAUAGCAAAGACUGUGUUCUCUUAAUGAAUCCAUCGAGAAAAGGUUCCACUGAAGAGUUUAUGGCCCAGUUGUUGGAGUUCAAACCCAAAGCAAUCAUAUAUAUCAGUUGCAACGUCUUCUCCCAAGCACGAGAUUUGGCAACGUUUGAAAGACUCCAGCGAAGAUCGUCUGUAAAGUACAAAGUCAAGACAAUUACCGGCUUUGACUUCUAUCCCCAAACGAAACACGUUGAGACUGUGGCAAUUCUAGAACUCGAGAACUAA
Molecule: messenger RNA, 1608 nt
Organism: Clavispora lusitaniae ATCC 42720
Lineage: Eukaryota; Fungi; Ascomycota; Pichiomycetes; Serinales; Metschnikowiaceae
Biological process (GO): tRNA processing
Molecular function (GO): tRNA (uracil(54)-C5)-methyltransferase activity, S-adenosyl methionine-dependent
Source: RefSeq, a predicted model, not a curated record